AUGCGAUUGCAAACCUGCUCUGUACUUCACGUCGUAUGUUGUUGACUGUGUUUACAACUGGAACAGUUCGUCUUAAAAAUUAUUGUCAAUAAUAAUUGAUAAUAUUUAUAAUUAAUAAUGUCUGCGGCUGCAAGACCAACUUUUGAUGGUGCACGAGGAGGACAGGGACGUGGUGAAAAAGAUUUAAGUGCUAUUUCAAAGCAAUACAGUAGUCGUGACUUGCCAUCACAUACUAAAUUGAAAUACAGAGAGCAUGGACAAGGUACAGUCGAUGAACUACGUAACCGAGAUUUUCGUCGCGAAUUGGAGGAACGAGAAAAAGAAAAACCAUCUGCGAACCGCCGUAUGAUAGAACCAGCUCGUGAAGCUGCUCCGUCUACGAAACGUCAAAAAAUUGACCAAGCACCCGCGGCUAGCUUGGAUGCUGAUGACCCAUUGGACGACGAUGAUUCUGAUUCCGAUAGCGACGAAGAUGACACUGCGACUCUGCUUGCUGAGUUACAGCGAAUUAAAAAAGAACGCGCAGCUGAUCAAGCUAAAAAAGAAUUAGAAAAACGUCAAGAAGAGGAAAGAAUAAGAAUGGAGAAUAUCUUAUCAGGUAAUCCUCUUCUAAAUUAUUCCUCUCAGGUUACAAGAACAGACAUGAAAGUUCGUAGACGAUGGGAUGAUGAUGUCGUGUUUAAAAACUGUGCUCGCUCAGAACCUAAAAAGAAGCACGAUGUUUUUGUCAACGAUUCUUUGCGUAGUGAGUUUCAUAAAAAGUUUAUGGAAAAAUAUGUCAAAUAAUUAAAAUUAUUAUUAAUUAUUAAAUAUUAAUCAUUGCUACAAUUACAUUGUAUUUCAACUUAAUUUAUCUUGGACGAUAUGCCAAUGAGUUUUAAUUAUUUAGAAAUUUAGAUUAAUAAUAAAUAUAA
Messenger RNA from Cotesia glomerata, 914 nucleotides. It is a transcript of the gene c12.1, whose product is annotated as protein CWC15 homolog. The coding region runs from base 118 to 786 and encodes 222 amino acids. The transcript has 3 exons. The record is from RefSeq and is a predicted model, not a curated record. Lineage: Eukaryota; Metazoa; Arthropoda; Insecta; Hymenoptera; Braconidae. Gene Ontology annotation, molecular function: RNA binding. Gene Ontology annotation, biological process: mRNA cis splicing, via spliceosome. Gene Ontology annotation, cellular component: catalytic step 2 spliceosome.